This is a messenger RNA of Parnassius mnemosyne (clouded apollo), 528 nucleotides long. The record is from the annotation of a GenBank genome assembly. Lineage: Eukaryota; Metazoa; Arthropoda; Insecta; Lepidoptera; Papilionidae.
AUGGCGGUUCAAAAUAAAGUCCUGUAUGCAUUUCGCGGGUGGAUAGCCUUCGUGGCGUUUGUGGAUUUGGGAACCGCUGGGCGGUCUUAUAUAGAAAGAAGAUCAUUUUUAAGUAAUAAUGGGGACAGUGAUCACUUAGACGGUGACUUCACGAUAUCUCGUAUGCUUGGCAUGUACUCAGUGCUGAAAGCUCUGGCACUUAUUCACUGCACACUCUAUAUACAUUACAAACCAGUGGUAUCAAUGGGCUAUUGGUCACUAACAUUGACCAUCAUUUUGUACUUCACGGAGGCCUUCUAUUUUCAUUCCACUAAUCUAAACUUCUACAUCGUAUUCCCUUGUAUAUUAAACAUAAUCACUCUCCUAGGACUUAUUUACCUGCCAGGUAAGCUGAAACUAUGGGGAACGUUGCCUGGAACCUCGGGUAUGGACAGGGAGGAUGACGACGAAAAUGUACAAAUCUUACGACAAAUGGGCAACUUUAGACGGAGGAAAGCUGGCCAUCCCAUAAAAAACAAGCACGUCUGA